Molecule: messenger RNA, 1302 nt
Organism: Penicillium bovifimosum
Lineage: Eukaryota; Fungi; Ascomycota; Eurotiomycetes; Eurotiales; Aspergillaceae
Product: metal-dependent hydrolase family protein
Exons: 1
Coding region: 1-1302 (433 amino acids)
Molecular function (GO): hydrolase activity, acting on carbon-nitrogen (but not peptide) bonds
Source: RefSeq, a predicted model, not a curated record
AUGGACGUCUCCCGAGUUAUCAAGCCAUGGAAGCUUGACCCUCAAAGACCACUGGCCUUCGUGAACGCGACUAUCAUCGAUCCAGUUCAGGGCCAAUUGAUCAAAAAUGCGACCAUCCGAAUCUCAGAUGGCAAGAUCAUCCAAAUCGUCACAGACGGCUCAGCCACGUCUCUAGAAGACAUCACGGAGGAGAACAUCAUUGACCUGACCGGUAAAUACCUUUGCCCCGGCCUAAUCGACUGCCACGUCCACAUCGCCGUCGUCCCCGGCGAAGUAGACCUCCGAGCUUACAGGGACAUGACUGAGCGAACCAGUCUCCUACGACAGCCGCACGUCCUCAAGACAAUGCUUGAGCGCGGCUUCACCUCCAUCCGCGACUGCGGCGGCGCAACCCUCGCAAUCAAAGAAGCUGUCGAAGAGGGCGUCAUCCCCGGCCCCCGUCUCUUCAUCGCCGGGUACGCCCUCUCUCAAACCGGCGGCCACGGCGACAUGCGCGGUCCCCACGACGGCCAACUCUGCUGCGGCGGCUCUGUCUCCGGAAUCAGCAGGAUCGUCGACGGCCCCGCAGAAUGUUACAAGUAUGCCCGCGAGGAGCUACGUCAGGGUGCGGACUUCAUCAAGAUCAUGGGUGGUGGCGGCGUGUCCAGUCCCACUGAUCGUAUUGAACAUGUUCAGUUCUCGGAUGAGGAGAUUCGCGCUAUUGUUACUGUCGCGCGCAAUGCCGGAACGUAUGUUACGAGUCAUAGCUAUACGCCGCAGGCGGUUCAGCAGGCGAUCAAGCUUGGUGUUCGGGGAAUUGAGCAUGGGAAUCUGAUUGAUCUUGAGACGGCGAAGAUGAUGGCUGAGAUGGGGGUUUUCCUGACGCCGACGCUUAUUGCGCAUGUCAUGGCCAAGAAGAUGAAUUUCCUUCCCGCUUCUGCUGCUGCUAAGAAUGAUGAGGUUCUUGAGCAGGGGCUGAAGAUGAUGAAGAUGGCUGUUGAUGCGGGUGUGACUGUCUGCUAUGGGUCUGAUCUGCUUGGUCCGAUGCAUUUUGCGCAGAGUAAGGAGUUCUCGGUGCGCAGUUCUUAUUUGACUGCUUUGCAGAUUCUGCAGAGUGCUACUGUCAAUGCUGCUCGACUCAUUAUGCAGGAGGAUAGGUUGGGUCAGAUUCGGGAGGGCUUUGUGGCGGAUUUGUUGAUCUUGGAAGGAAAUCCGUUGGAGGAUAUCACCAUUCUUGACAAAGUGGAGGAAAGCCUAUUGGCAGUGGUUAAGGAUGGGAGAGUUGUUACUUCACGCUGGGACAAGAUUAAAGUAGAUGCUUGA